Molecule: messenger RNA, 4584 nt
Organism: Octopus bimaculoides (California two-spot octopus)
Lineage: Eukaryota; Metazoa; Mollusca; Cephalopoda; Octopoda; Octopodidae
Product: calmodulin-like protein 4
Cellular component (GO): myosin II complex
Molecular function (GO): calcium ion binding
Source: RefSeq, a predicted model, not a curated record
AAAGAAUGCUUUAGCUUCAAUGCUAAACGUAACUACAUCAGCCAGGAUGAUGAAUUAUCCCUGAUCAUGCGGUCCCUUGGCUUCAGUCCAACCAGCGAGGAGAUUGUCAGAUACUUGGGGAAAUACAAGGAUGAAGAUGGUAAGAUGAACUUUGCUUCAUUCUUGGACGUACUCCAUGAACACAGCCAGUUGGAAGAUGUCAAGACUGAAAUUUUGCAAGCUUUCAAAACUCAUGAUAUUGACAAGAAAGGCUAUGUCUCAGCUAAAGAACUUCGACACAUCCUUACCAACAUUGGAGACAGACUCACCGAUCAAGAAGUUAACAACCUUCUACGUGAGUUUCGAAUUUCCCCUGAUGGUCCUGUUCAUUACGAAGCUUUCCUGAAGCAAUUAUUAACUCCAUUUCCAGACUAUGAUCUGUUAUAAGCUGCCCGAUUAACCUAUUUUUGUUUAAUAUGAAUAAUCACCUACUGAACCUGUCAUUUAAACUUUACUGACCAGCAAAGCCUUUAAAAACAAUUGAGGGGAAACAUAAUUAGUUUUAGCUUGCAAGAGUUAACAGAAGGUACUUCUUUCUCUUCAGAUAUUCUAACCUAUAGAAAUAUAUGUCCUUUCUAUGUCUCAGUAGCUCUCUUUUACACUCUCUCUCUCUCUCCUUUCUUUGUGUGUGUGUGUGUGUGUGUGUAUGUAUAUAUAUAUAUAUAUAUAUACACACACACACAUAUAUAUAUAUAAAGGUUUUCCUUGACUGGGACUUUAAGUUUCGUCUGAUGUCUUAUUCAACCUCUGGCUGAAUAAACCACAAAACAAAAUUGGAAGUCCCAGUCAGAAUGAAUUUAUUUUUAUGACUCUACUUUCAGUAUUGAGUCUCUUCAUCAAACACAAACAUUGAUUAAUAAUUGAAUGACAAAAAAAAAGAAAAAAAAACAGGUGAUAUUACAGCUCUAAUCUAAUGAUUGCAUAACACCUGCUCUUUUGGUAGUCAUUUAUUCAUUAAUACUGCAUUCUGUACUUAUCUUCUGGUGCAUAUAAGAGUUUUGGUAGGAGAACAUUAGUGAAUUCUCUCCACCUCACUGCCAGAACUUUGUGAUGCUCUACAUUAUAAAUAUUUUGAAUUAUAACAACUGGUUAUUAGCCCUGCUAUGACAAAAUGGGAAUAUAAUUAUGUAUGUGUAUGCAUGCAUAGUCUUACUUUGAUAUUCUAAAUUUCUACAGGGAUUAUUGUCUUGUCAUUUCAUUUCUGCUUCCCUUGCAAAUCUAGAGACUAAGAUUUCUAAUCUAAGAAAUGUUUUCAACUUACUGGUUGGGGUCAUGGACACCCUAAAAUAAAUAUGAGCUCCAAAUGUGUGAACCAAUUCUGGAGGUAGAAGUUUUAUCUUGUAAUGUUAGAAUCAUUUCACUUCUUAUGCAUUACAGAUGCUCUUAGAAAUGACUUGAAAUUCACAAUAUCUCACACCUUUCAAUUUAUUAAAAUAUCAAGCCUUCAUGCCCUGCCAAAGGAGAUCAAUAUUAUCUCUGGAACACACUACUUGGGGUAAGUAUACAGAACAAAUACACUUACUGCAAUUCAACAAGCAACCAGAAUUUUAAAAAAACAAAUUCCUGAAGAUUCUUCUUUCUUUCCAUUAAAACACUUAACGAAAUAAACAUAUCAAUAUACAUAGAAAGUUAUAAAGAGAGAGUCAUGAAAUGAUAGAGUACAAGGCUGAAUGCAUACAAUAUCACCCUACAUACUGAGUUCAAAUCCUGUCAGUGGUGACUUAUUUUCCUCCUCCUGAUCAGCAUUUGAUAAAAUAAGAUGUUUUAAGGUAUUUUAAUUGAAAUUGCUCUGCACCUUUCAUCAAAACUUUCUCUUGGCCCAGGUCCAUUGAAAUUGUUCACUGAGAAGGGUAGGUAGAUGAAGAAAAUUAUUUACUUUUCUGUCUUAAAAAUUGGUGAAAUCUAGAGUUAAAUUGUAACUAAAUAUUAUCUGUACCUAAUGUGCUGAAAGAUAUUAAAGGUAUGGGUUGGUUUUCAGUUUUAUUGCAGCUCUGGUCUUUAUUGAUUGUUGUACUAUUGCUAAAUUUUGUUUCUUUAAAAAGCAUUAUUAAUGCAUUUUCUCCAUUUGUAACAGUAGAUAAGUUAGUCAUUAUGCAGAAACAUCCAUUCUAGGUAUUUAUUAAUCAUGUGCCUUACCAAUAUAUUUUUGGCCUUUGUUACAUAAUGAAAUCAAUUUUUUUAUAAACUUUUUCUAUAUUUAGAAAGCAUUCCAAAUUCUUUGUUAAGCCUUGUAAACUAUUUCCUCUUGCAACCCCUUAAUUGCCCUUUAACAUUGUAGACUGUCUACCUUGCAAAUAAGCAUCUCAUGAUAAAGACCACUCAAUCAGCUAAUUUUGUCUACUUCUUUAAAAUCCUCAGCAGUUAAUUCCAAAUAAAUGCAAUUUGCUUAAAAGUAUUGUUUUAUGCAGAAAAUUUUUUUGCAAAACAGAGUGCAAAAGAGAAAUAGAUAGUGAAACAGAACAAAACAAUGAACAGUGAAAUAUUUGGAUACAUCAGUGAACAAAAAGAAUUUAAAAAACUUUAUGGGAAGUAGAAAAAGAACCUGAAAUUUUAAUUAAAAUGUUAUUAGUCAUGUCAUAUAAUUGGGAACAAUCUAUAUAUUGUUUACAUAGCAAAUAGCCAGUAAGUGGAUAACAUUGCUUAUUCUGUUUGGAAUAAUUAGGACCUGGCUAAUAGAAUUCUUUCACCAUUGGGAACACUUGAAAAACAAAAAGGCGUAUUUCUGUCUCAUCUCAAUAUAAUUUGUGGAUCCUGAAAACCCUGUGACAGUGUCUGUCAUUCCAUUUGUUUGCAUACCUUUUUUGUGCGUUAAUUUUUUUUUCCACACUCCUACUGACAUUAGAAAUACUUGCAUCUGUCAGUUAUUAAAGUAGUUGUGUUUUCUCUGUACUUCUCCUAUCCUGAGAAUGAUAAACCUUUAGAUUUGUUUUCGAUAAUCAUUAGAGGUUGCUCAUGUAGUUUUUUUCUUUUUUUUUUUCUAAUCUUAAUUGUAUUUAUUAUUGCUAAAACUUUCAAGUUUAUUAUUUUAUUUUUAGAUGAAAUUUUAUUAAUCAGUGUUGUGAAAACUUUAAGUAUAAAGUUGAAGUUUUGUAUCUUUCCAUUCAUAUCAUUCUUAGGUAAACUUGCACAUUUAUAACAUUUAUAUAUUUGAAUUACAAAGAAUAAGAAGAACAUAAACAGUUAAAACAUUCCAGACAUAUCAAAGAUACAAUCUUUAACUCUUUUAAUAUCAACCUGCUUGUGCUAAUUAAUAUGUUCCUAUUUCAAUUAAAAUUGUGAUCAAAACCUGACAUUUAGGUACAUUUUAAUAUUUUAUGAUAAUUUAAUUAGUUUGAUCCUUAUUUAUGAGCCUUUCUCUACCAGCAAUAAACAUGCAUAUUUUCUCUAUACAGUAUCUUCCCCCCCCCCUCUCUCUCUCAGCUGUAUAUGGUGUCAAAUGUGCUGUAAUUGAACAUUUUAGAGUGGGCAGGUUUUGAUCCUAUACAUCUAUAACGACACUCAAAUUAUAAUAAUAAAAGAACAAGUGAUUUAAAGUUUUACAUAUCAGUUCCAAAACCAUGAAUCUGUUCUACUGAAAAUAUAUCAUUCUAUAUAGUGGUGUAUUUCAGCUAUGCAGACUUAUUUGUGAUUCAAAUGUUUUAUUUCUUUUCCUUUCUCCCCCUCCCCCUCUAGCUUUUCUGUCUAUUUAUAGCUUAGUUUAAUAUAACUUUUAUUUUUGCAUUAAUUUCAAUUCUCUAAUGUAUUUUAUUACUCUAAGAUGACAUUUUCUUGUAUAUUUGUGUGUGUGCAUAUAUAUAUAUAUAUAAGACUGGGGUAUGUUGUACCAUUUUAAUUCUGUGUUACAUGUUUCAUUACAAUGUGGGAAUACAUUUUAUGAAAACAUUAAUAAUAAUAUAAUAAAUUCAUACCAGAUAAAUACAUACAUGUUUUAACUUGUAGAACAUCUUCCAACUGUAAUGGAAUAUGCAGAUGUGCUUCAUGUGGACACAGCUUGGAUUAUAAUCCGUUCUAUGUGUGUGUGUGUGUAUAAAUAAAUGCAUGCACACACACACUCUCACCUUUUCAUUAGUGUCUUUUUUAGUAAGUUAGUUUAUGUUUAAUUCAGUCUAUCAUAGUUGAUGUAUUUGUCUCUAGCAGAAACAAUGAAGCACUAAACUUUAAAAUCCCACCAGACUGCUUAACCUUUCAUACUUAUUAAGACUACCCACACCACACACCGUACCACCUGCCCUUAAAAUAAAGAAAGAUAAAAGUGUUAAUCACAAUCCUACAUCACUGCCUCUUCUCUGACACUAUUUACAUUCCAGUAUCUCUAACUUCUCUAUAGUUUAUCUUCAUUUAAUGGAUCAGAGGAUUUAAAAUGAAGUAUUUGAUGAUAGAAAUAUAUUUUGAUUAUUAUAUUGGAAAAUUUCGAAUGCAAAUAACAAAUAUUAAAGCAUUUAUGUUUGAUUCUUCUAUAACAUUCCAUUGUUUAUGAUUUCAUUUUUUUUUUUGUUUUAAUUUUAUAAUUUUGGUAAUAAAAAUUAAAUGACUAUUUUUAUUGUU